This is a messenger RNA of Calypte anna (Anna's hummingbird), 699 nucleotides long. Its product is annotated as histone H1.11L. Gene Ontology annotation, biological process: nucleosome assembly. Gene Ontology annotation, molecular function: structural constituent of chromatin; DNA binding. NCBI's taxonomy places the organism in Eukaryota, Metazoa, Chordata, Aves, Apodiformes, Trochilidae. Gene Ontology annotation, cellular component: nucleosome. Bases 16 to 669 code for a protein of 217 amino acids. The transcript has a single exon. The record is from RefSeq and is a predicted model, not a curated record.
GCUUUUGCCGCUGCCAUGUCGGAGACUGCUCCUGCCGCUCCUCCCGCCGCUGCCCCGGCUGCCGCCGGAAAAGCCGCCGCCAAGAAGCCGAAGAAGGCAGCGGGCGCUUCCAAAGCGCGCAAGCCCGCCGGCCCCAGCGUCACCGAGCUGAUCACCAAAGCCGUGUCUGCUUCUAAGGAGCGCAAGGGGCUGUCUCUUGCCGCUCUCAAGAAGGCGCUGGCCGCCGGAGGCUACGAUGUGGAGAAGAACAACAGCCGCAUCAAGCUGGGGCUUAAGAGUCUAGUGAGCAAGGGCACCCUGGUGCAGACCAAGGGUAUUGGUGCGUCUGGCUCAUUCCGCCUUAGUAAGAAGCCUGGGGAAGUGAAGGAGACCGCCCCCAAGAAGCGAGCAGGUGUGGCCAAGCCAAGGAAGGCAGCAGCCAAGAAACCUGCCAGCGUUGCCAAGAAGCCUAAGAAGGCGGUGACUGCGAAGAAGAGCCCUAAAAAAGUAAAGAAGGCCACCCCCAAGAAAGCGACCAAGAGCCCUAAGAAGGUUACAAAAGCUGCCAAGCCUAAAAAGGCAGUAGCAAAAAGCCCAUCUAAGGCGAAGGCAGUGAAGCCCAAAGCAGCCAAGCCCCGGGUAUCUAAGCCGAAGGCAAAGGCAAAGAAGGCAACACCCAGGAAGAAGUAAGCCUCGUGGGAGAACUCUCUUGAUCGGCGC